AUGGCCAACACACCCCCAGACCUGGCCGCACUCUUGACGCCUGUGCUGCCUGCCCUCGCCGCCGCUGCUGUCUCGACCGAACCGGCCAUUGGCAUCCUACCUCUUCUGUCACCCAUUCUCCGUCAGCGUGUACAGUUCCUCUCGGCGUCUAGCUCUGAGCCGUGGCUGCGUCUGCUAUGCUACGACUCGUCUAAGGCCCCGCAACUCGCAAAGGCGGCGUCUAGCAGCGCCCUCGAGCCCCAUCCCGUGUCUGGAGAGACCGAAGUCGACUGGGACUAUGACUCCGAGACGCGCUAUCGUCGCAUAGAUGCCGAAACCCUCCAGGCCCUCGUGGUCAUGCGUGAUGUGGGGCUCGUCUUCCGUCUCGUAUACUGCAUUAAUGACCCGGACGGCGGCGAUGGCUGGCGCGUCGGCGAGGUCAACGUGACGGACGGACAGGAGCCAUUUGCCAUAUUUGGCGGGUCUGCUUCCAUUGCCGAGGCAGAAGAGCAGUUUGAGGAUUACAAGAAAGACAACAGCAACAACAAAGCCGCUCCUACUGGUACUACCACCGUCAACAACGGCGCCACCAGUCACAACGAGGAAAAGGAAGACAGUGAGGACGCCUACUGGGCGCAGUACGACGCUACACCCAGCCACACUCCUGGGCCGAAAGCCUCCCCUGCACCCCGCGCCUCGGCAGCUCGUGCAAAUAAUAGUGCGACCACGGAGGACGAGUAUUUCUCGCAAUACGACAGUGUCCAACCAGCCAUGGACAACCACGAUCCUGAUGAGGGGUUGGACUCAGCCUCGACAGCUGCUCUUCUCAGCGAUGCCGGUGCUGAUACAGAUGCGGCCCGUACCAACGGCGGCAGCGGCAAGUCACACAUGAACGGAGAAAAUUCCAACUACGAGCUUGCGCACCCGCGGCCCGAGUCGAGCGCUAGCUCCAAUGAGUCGCAGAAGCUCGUGGCUCGUCUAGAGGAGCAGGCCGGACGCCAGGGCCAGAACGAGUUUGGCGUCAAGAAGCACAUCUCACGCAGUAUCCGCAGCUUGUUCCUGCUGUCGCGCAGCUCGGGUAUUCAGAGGGACGAGUUCGAGCAGAUUGUCAAGACGGAGCUGGAUAUAUUGGGCUUGGUUGAUUAUGUCGAGUGA
This is a messenger RNA of Geosmithia morbida, 1134 nucleotides long. RefSeq lists its product as uncharacterized. The transcript has a single exon. Bases 1 to 1134 code for a protein of 377 amino acids. NCBI's taxonomy places the organism in Eukaryota, Fungi, Ascomycota, Sordariomycetes, Hypocreales, Bionectriaceae. The record is from RefSeq and is a predicted model, not a curated record.